AUGGACCGUCAGCUUUCGCGGCGUAGGCCGGGCGUGGAUGCAGAGUUGCGAGAUGAUCAGCAGCCUUUGGCUAGCCCGUCGAAUUUGAAACCGGGAGCUCUGUUGACCAUGGAGCGCUUUUUGCAGGACCUCCCCAAUGCCGAACAACCGCCUGUCGAGCACCAACCGCAAUACCAUACUGGCAGGAUGCCGAAUAGCAGGGCUGGAGAGGGCAAGCCGAGACUUCUACUCAUGGGUCAGAAGAGGAGUGGCAAGUCGUCGAUAUCUAGUGUAGUCUUUCACAAGCUGCCGCCGAGCGAGACGCUGUACAUUGAGACCACACACCGAAUUAAGAAAGACUCGAUGCACUCGUUCAUGGACUUUGGAAUCUGGGAUCUCCCCGGCCAUGUCGAUUACUUCGAAAGCGACUUCGACACGGACAAGAUCUUCAGCGAAAUCGGCGCGUUGAUCUGGGUCAUCGACGCCCAAGACGAAUACCUCGAUGCCAUCGCACGCCUCAACCUGACGAUACUCAACCUGCAGGAACACUACCCCAGCAUCAACAUUGAGGUCUUCGUACACAAGGUCGACGGCCUCUCGGACGACUUCCGCGCAGACACAUACCGCGACAUUAUCCAGCGCGUGCAAGACGAGCUCGCAGACCACGGCUUCGACAACGCGCCCAUUUCCUUCCACCAAACGAGCAUCUACGACCACUCCAUCUUCGAGGGCUUCAGCAAAGUGAUUCAGAAGCUGAUCCCGCAGCUGCCCACGCUAGAAGCCAUGUUGAACAACCUGUGCAUGACGUGUAAUAUCGAGAAGGCGUAUCUCUUCGACAUUAUGAGUAAGAUCUAUAUCGCAACAGACACCAGCCCGACGGACAUUGCCAACUACGAAAUCUGCUCCGAUUACAUCGACGUGGUUAUCGACGUUAGUGAGAUCUACGGGUGGGACCGCCCCGAUGAAGGGGACGGGACGGAGACGGGAAAUAACGAGGCGGAGAGCUUGAUCACUAUGGAGAAGAAGGGGUCGCGGUACUUGUACCUUCGCGAGAUCAACAAAUAUCUCGCUCUGGUGUGCAUCAUGGGUGAAGACAGCCCGGCGGAGAAAAAAGCCCUCAUCGACUACAAUGUCGGCGUCUUCCAGGCGGGACUGAAGAAAGUGUUCCCUAAGAGUGAGCGGGACGCGCAGAUAGAGAUUCGUGCUGCAAACGGCAGUAUGGACUCAUGA
Molecule: messenger RNA, 1209 nt
Organism: Dothidotthia symphoricarpi CBS 119687
Lineage: Eukaryota; Fungi; Ascomycota; Dothideomycetes; Pleosporales; Dothidotthiaceae
Exons: 4
Coding region: 1-1209 (402 amino acids)
Biological process (GO): regulation of autophagy; cellular response to starvation; positive regulation of TOR signaling
Cellular component (GO): Gtr1-Gtr2 GTPase complex; nucleus; fungal-type vacuole membrane
Molecular function (GO): GTPase activity; GTP binding
Source: RefSeq, a predicted model, not a curated record